This is a messenger RNA of Heterotrigona itama, 546 nucleotides long. NCBI's taxonomy places the organism in Eukaryota, Metazoa, Arthropoda, Insecta, Hymenoptera, Apidae. The record is from the annotation of a GenBank genome assembly.
AUGGCGUUACUGCCAUCGUACACCAUCGUCGAGAACGAGGUGUUCUCGCAAGAGCCGCGACCGAUUGCCUCGCAAAUUCGCAAUCUUCGAAGGAUAGAACCAGCCAAGAAGCAAAAGGGUAUGUCAAGACGAAGCACAUUAGACGCGGUCUGGAGACUCGAGAUAAACGCCUAUACAAGUGCUGGGGGGACUCUGGAUAAAGGAGAAGGGUGUCAACCCUGCUGCAAUGGCGGAGAAAACAUUUCCUGGUUGGAUGACCGGUACUCGGAGCUGCGCACAAAUAUACAUACACGAAAUCCGUGGAAAUCCGUAUGCAUCUCGGCUCAAGUAACAGAUAGCGAAUCGAGAGAUAGGGCACAAACGAAAAAAACGUUUGGGACGCAAAAGAGAAGGGAUGGUACAUGCAGCAGGCAGGGAGAAACGCACAAAGAAAGAGAGAGAGAGAGAGAGGAAACAACCCCUGGAAAUUGGGUCGUGGACUGGUCAGUUCUGCAACACGCGUGUCGCAACCAGGCGGAGUAUUCGGCUGGAAUUCGCUCCAUUUAC